AUGGUGGUCGCAGCGGCGGACGUCCCGCUCCAGAGCAGCGUCUCCGCCGCCGCCUUCUCGUCCAGGCGCUCGAUGGUUCGCCCGGCGCUCCCCGUCGCGCCGCACGAGUUCUUCCACCGGAUCCCCGCCGCGCCCCGCGAGACCACGAAGAAGACGCCGGCGGCGGCGGCGGAGGGCGGCGAGCUGCUGCGGCUGUCGGACCUGGAGCGGGUCUGCUACCUCGGCGAGGGCGCAUGCGGCGAGGUCACCAAGGUGCGCCACCGCCGCACCGGCGCCGUGUUCGCGCUCAAGACGGCCCACUACGCCGGACCCAGCGGCGCCGCGGCGGACGAGGAGGCCGAGGCGCUCCGCCGGUCCGCCGGGUCCCCGCACGUCGUGCGCUGCCACGCCGUCCUCGGCGCCGCCGCCGACGCGCCCGCGUACGUGCUCGAGCUCAUGGACGCCGGGACGCUCGGCGGCGUCCUCGGCCGCCGGGGAGGGCGCGGGGUCCCCGAGCGCGCGCUGGCCGAGGUGGCCGCGCGGUGCCUCCAGGGGCUGGCGCACGUGCACUCCCGCGGCGUCGCGCACCUCGACCUGAGGCCCGACAACCUCCUCGCCAACUCCCGCGGGGACGUCAAGAUCGGCGAUUUCAGCGUGUCCAGGGUCCUCUACGGCCGCGCCGGCGAGCGCCGCAGGGUCUCCGUCGCCGUCGGCUCGCCCAUGUACCUGAGCCCCGAGCGGUUCGAGCCCGACGCGCACGCCGGGCCGCGCGGCGCCAUCGCCGCCGACAUCUGGGGCUUCGGCGUCACGGUCCUGGAGCUCUUCCUGGGGCGGCGCCCCUUUCUCGCCCCAGGGGUGAGGCCGUCGUUCGAGAAGCUGAGGCAGGCGAUCUGCGACGGGGAGCCACUGUCAGCACUCGGGAGCGCGGCGGCGUCGCCGGAGCUGCGCGGGUUCCUGGACGCGUGCCUGCAGAAGGACCCGAGGCGGCGCGCCACGGUGGCGCAGCUGCUCGCACACCCGUUCGUCGCGCGACGCCACGUCGACGAGUCGCGCCGGGCGCUGCGGGAACUCAUCGCGGAGACGCUGGAAGAGUAG
This is a messenger RNA of Panicum hallii, 1074 nucleotides long. Its product is annotated as mitogen-activated protein kinase kinase 9-like. The transcript has a single exon. The record is from RefSeq and is a predicted model, not a curated record. Gene Ontology annotation, cellular component: cytoplasm. Bases 1 to 1074 code for a protein of 357 amino acids. Lineage: Eukaryota; Viridiplantae; Streptophyta; Magnoliopsida; Poales; Poaceae. Gene Ontology annotation, biological process: protein phosphorylation. Gene Ontology annotation, molecular function: ATP binding; protein serine/threonine kinase activity.